AGAAUUUCUCAAAAACAUGGACGGAGAGGGGUCAUUUGCUUCUUCGCGAGAAUUUUGCCCGCAGUGUGGCUCCAUUUUACCGUUUCCUGAAAAUGGAACGGUAGUUAUGAAAUGCAAGACAUGUCCUUACAAAGUCAAUGCAAAAACUGCAUUACAUGGUGUGGUCUAUCACUCAUACCUGCGUCUCAACUCUCGCAAGAAUGUUGAAGGUCGUCACGAGGUCGUCAGCCAGAAAGACCUUGGACCACUGAUUGAUAGAGCAUGUGCUAAGUGCGGUCAUGAUGGACUUCAUUUCCACACCAGACAAACACGAUCAGCUGAUGAAGGACAAACCGUCUUCUAUUUCUGCCCAUCAUGCAAGCAUCAAGAGAUUGAGUACUCCUAAGAUGGCGAGGCUGAAGAGAAUCAACGUCUUCGUAUCAGUCUUCACCGAGAGGAACUCGAGGCAAGAGCUCACUGGAUCAAGGAGAUGACAUCACCAAUGGCGACGAAUACAACGACGACCAGCUGAUGCCAGAGAGAUGUCUUACUGACGAGGAGGCCGAGCAUCCAUCCGUCUGUAGUAAUCACAGUAUGGGUACUUUAAAUAAGAUCAGGAUCCUUUAUCACUAACAGUGCCAUCAGGAUUGUCUCAAGAAACAAAAUGAGGCUUGACAUCAAAAUUUAGUCUGGUUCCUUUUUUCAAACUUUGAGAGUUUCGAGCGGGUUUUGAUCGUUACAAGGGGAACCAGACAAAAUGGCCGAGCUGUGGUAAAGGUGUUUUUAAACUGUCGGUGUUGCUUACAUUAGUUUGUGAUAACUCAUGCUGUAUAGCUAGUUUAAAAAAACCGAGUACAGUGUAUAUAAAUUGAAUUGUUGACCUUCAUGAAUUGGUGUUGUUGAUUGAUCCUCCCCUUACCCCUGGGGUGGGUUGAUCGAUUGAAAGAACGAGCAAGACACUUGAGUGCACAACUUCUAUGAUGAAAGCCUCUGGUUAGGAUCAUGGCAUACUUUGUAACUUGUGGGUCAUGACAAGACUUAAAUUCCCUUUUUCGUGA
Molecule: messenger RNA, 1037 nt
Organism: Asterias rubens (European starfish)
Lineage: Eukaryota; Metazoa; Echinodermata; Asteroidea; Forcipulatida; Asteriidae
Product: DNA-directed RNA polymerase I subunit RPA12-like
Exons: 4
Coding region: 17-385 (122 amino acids)
Biological process (GO): DNA-templated transcription; termination of RNA polymerase I transcription
Cellular component (GO): RNA polymerase I complex
Molecular function (GO): DNA-directed RNA polymerase activity; nucleic acid binding; zinc ion binding
Source: RefSeq, a predicted model, not a curated record